Molecule: messenger RNA, 765 nt
Organism: Dioscorea cayenensis subsp. rotundata (Guinea yam)
Lineage: Eukaryota; Viridiplantae; Streptophyta; Magnoliopsida; Dioscoreales; Dioscoreaceae
Product: RNA polymerase II degradation factor 1-like
Exons: 2
Coding region: 214-639 (141 amino acids)
Source: RefSeq, a predicted model, not a curated record
UGUUUACCAGAACAGGUCCAGGUCUAUAGCUCCAAAACUUCAAAACGUCCACCACUCACUCAUUUUGCCUAAAAUUAGGUACCAGAACCCUUAUUUAAGGUCAGAGGAGACAAGCCAUGGAGUUGUCUUUUUCAUCACCAUCAUCAACCUUUGUUUCUAAUCUAAAGAGAUUCAUCCCACCCUCAUCCUCCUCGCCACCCAGUCAGGUUAACCAUGGGAGGCUGUGUCAGCAGACCCAAGGACCUGAAUGCUGAAAACCCUGACUUGGUGCCUGCUGAGAUGCCUACCACCUCUGAGCCCACUGUGAACCCGGUUGAACCUGAGCCUAAGUCCGAGCCCGAAACCACCGAGAGUCCGGUGGAAGCCAAGGAAGAGGCUGAGGUGGAGAAUGAGAAGGAAAAGGAGGUGGAGGAGGAGGAGGUUAAUGGAGAAGAGUUGGUAGUUGAAUCUAAUAACAAAGUUGAGGGUGAAGAAGAUCUUGUUAAUCUUCAAGAAACUGAGACGCAAACUGACAAUGUUCAAGAGCCAACAAAUACAACAACAACAACAACAACAGAUGUUGUGGCCUCAGAAGAAGAAGAAGAAGUGAAGCCUGAAUCCAAAUCAACUGAAGAGAAUAAACCAGAAGAACAAAAUUAACAUAGUUUUCUAUACAUAUCUGCAUGUAAUUGUGUGUGUGUGUGUGUGUUUGCUCUGCAUGAAUGUUGUUGUACUAUUGAGACAGUGAAGAAGGGGAAUGAAAUUAUGUCCUGCAUGUGCACUUGA